UUAAUGUGUGUUUGACUUGACUUGAAAUUUUAUAUUAUAGUCGAGUGUAUAUUAAUCAUCUUUGAAAAGAAUAUGCUCGGAAGACGGACGCAAAUAAUUAUGCUAUUUAUAAACUAGAGAUUCAAAACCUAUUUGUCACUAUACACUGCAAAAUAUCCCCUACCCAUGAGAUCAUUGUUUGCAAUGUCUACAUUUUCAUUUUGAUUUUGAGGUAAUUUUAUCUAAUAUUUAAUCAUUUUUGUAAAUGUUGCAAAUUUAUGUAGCUAAUGAGAAUCCCUGAAACUGUCACUUAAAUUUUUAGGCAAAAUACUUCUAAUUAGUUUUGUUCAAGGUGAUUAAAUCAAACGUUUUUAAUAGCUGUUCAAAGUGGGCAUUGAAUGAUCCAAUCACAACGGAGAUUAAAUUGUUUAUAGAAUACUUGAGAUGUUAUGAAAUGCGUGAAGUAGUUUAAACUACUUCAAAGAGUUCUCAUCAAAAAAUCCUCCACGUGCAGCAUUGACAGCUUUGCAGAUCCUUGGCAUUCUAGCUGUCAGUUUGUCCAGAUACUCAGGUUGAAGACAUCACAGUCCUUCUGCCUUGACAGUCCGUAGAGCCUUGAAACUUGCCUUUUUGUGUUUAUUACCCACCACGCCAUGGUGCGCCACAGCAAGCUACAGAAGCAGGUCUUAUCCCUGUAUCGCCAGUUUCUGCGUGCUGCACAGGACAAGCCGGGCUUCAUACCGAGAAUACGAGAUGAAUUUCGUGCCAAUGCUUCAAUCAAGAAAUCUGAUGUCAUGCACAUAGAAUAUCUGUAUCGGCGUGCCCAACGCCAGCUUGAACUGCUUAAAGAUGUCCACACUAAACAACUAGGAACUUUCAGCAAGUCUAAAGAGGACAGUUGACCAUUCAUAUCAUCGUCUGUCAGAGUUAUAAUCUUGUGGUAUUUUGUAUAUGUAAUGUUUUGGAGUUUUCUGUCUGUGUUUGAGUGUAGGUGUGCCGCUUUCUGAUUGGCUCCUACACCAAAAUUGAUGACUGCUCCUGAUUGGUCCAGCUGGAUCUUUGAGCCUUAAAAAACCUUGCCGCCACCACCACCUGGGUUGGCCUUCUUGAUCUGAUGGCUCCUGUUUGUUAGCUCAUGUUUGUUUUGUUGGCCUUCUUGAUCUGAUAACUUGUGUUUCUCUGCAUUUGACCUUUUGCCUGUACUAGUUGUGAUUUAUUUUUAUUUUUUUUGGGAUACUCAUUUGGACUUUGUUAAUUUAAGAACUGUUUGUAUAUACUUGUAAAUAGAACGUAAUUUGCGAAGUGGGAAGUAGGGAGUCUGACGCCAUUUUUGUUUAUUGCAUAUAUUUUGCCUGUGUUUAUUUGGUUAGGGAGUUAGGGUAGUUUAAUUGUCUUUUCUUUUACUUAUUGUUUUAUCAGGUUAAUAAGAAGAAGGGGAACUUGGGUAUUUGUUUAUUAUUUUGGCCUGGUCUGCUUCUGAAGCUUAACUCCACAUUUUCCUUAGUUUCUUAAAAUACAUUUUUAUAUAUCUCUACUUCCAUCUCACAGCACUUUUUCUGUUGCAACCUGACACUAGACGGGUCGUAAAAGUCAGCCAUAAUGUAUUAAAAUAUUUCACAGAAUGUGAUUUACAAAAAACAGAAGUGCACAUGUUGCUUCCCUGGGUUCAAUUAUCCAAAUAAUGAAAGGAUCAGUAAAACUCACUCAUCUCAUGGAAUCAAACAGAAGCAUGGGGCAUUUGGGGAUAAAUUACAAUUUUAGCAUGUUGUUUGUGUCAGUUUAUUGGCAGGUUAAAUGCAGAUUAUUUGGUACUAUAUCAGUAUUCUCACUUUUCCUUGGCCUCCAAACUCUUAUGAAUACAGUGUCAUCUGUAUGUAAAUGGGGACACUGAAUCAACCAUGUACUGUUAAGUGUCAGUGUAAUGUCUGUUAACGCUUCACUGUUUGGCAUUGCAUGAAUUGAUUCAACAAGAAACAUUCAUUAACCUUCUUGGCACAUUGUUACAAUGCUGCUAAUAUACUUCUAUUUAUUGUUUUCAUGUUGACAUUUUGAAUCUUAAGGGUAUACAAACAGUUGUUGAUGUUUUUUACACAAGAGUUGUCAACUAUAAAUGAAAGUGCAGACUGCCUCGAUUUCAUAUAAACAUUUGUACAUGCUUUCUACAAAAAUACACAUGACCAAAGUCAUUUAAUAAGCCAUGCCUCUAAAAGAUGAUGUCUGUGGCAAAUGCUCCAUAAAAGGAAACAAGUAAAACCUGUCAUAAUACACAUAGAGCUACCAUAUUUGCUACAUAUAAUGUUUAAAGGGUCUAUUAUUAAUUUAUUAAUAUGAUUGCAAGACAUUUAAACAAGUAAACAACUGUGACCAGUGGGAAAAACUUUUUUCAAAAUGUGACUGACUCCCAUUAUAAAAUUGUGAAUUUCAAAAUAUUAUUACAAUAAAUAAAGUAAAAUUAAAAAGGAA
Messenger RNA from Myxocyprinus asiaticus (Chinese sucker), 2442 nucleotides. RefSeq names its product succinate dehydrogenase assembly factor 1, mitochondrial-like. The transcript has 2 exons. NCBI's taxonomy places the organism in Eukaryota, Metazoa, Chordata, Actinopteri, Cypriniformes, Catostomidae. Bases 633 to 881 code for a protein of 82 amino acids. Gene Ontology annotation, cellular component: mitochondrion. Gene Ontology annotation, biological process: mitochondrial respiratory chain complex II assembly. The record is from RefSeq and is a predicted model, not a curated record.